Mercurialis annua (annual mercury) is the source of this 3910-nucleotide messenger RNA. Its product is annotated as DNA-directed RNA polymerase I subunit 2. Gene Ontology annotation, molecular function: ribonucleoside binding; DNA-directed RNA polymerase activity; DNA binding. Gene Ontology annotation, cellular component: nucleus; RNA polymerase I complex. The coding region runs from base 94 to 3630 and encodes 1178 amino acids. The record is from RefSeq and is a predicted model, not a curated record. Gene Ontology annotation, biological process: DNA-templated transcription. Lineage: Eukaryota; Viridiplantae; Streptophyta; Magnoliopsida; Malpighiales; Euphorbiaceae. The transcript is spliced from 27 exons.
CAUUUCAGGCAAAAUAACAAUCAAUAAAACAACAGCCUCUUCUUCUUCUUCUUCUUCCUUUACUCAGCUAAUACUGUAAUUAAACCGUUAACAAUGGCGGCAAAGAAGGAAAAUUUAGGCGGUUAUGAAGAUUACAGUGCAUUACAAGAGCUAACAAAGCAUCACAUAGACUCAUUUGAUUACAUGAUUGAACAAGGACUUGAAAUUAUGUUCAGUACUAUCAAGCCUGUCACAAUCACUGAUCCUUUCACUAACACCGCUAUACAACUGUCAUUGAGUCAUCCAAAGGUAUACGAGCCGCUAAAGGAAUUUUCGAAGACGAAGCAUAAACGUUUACUUCCAUUCGAAUGUCGUCAGGCGAAGUUAUCGUAUACAGGAAGGCUCGAGGCACAAGUUUGUUUCGAGCAGCAUGGAAAAGUUGCUGUCAGAGAGAAGUUUAAUUUUGGGCAGUUUCCUAUAAUGUUAAAGUCAAGGCUUUGUCACUUGUAUGGCGCUGAUUCCCAACAACUGGUGUCCUUCAAGGAAGAGUCAUCAGAGAUGGGUGGCUACUUCAUUUUAAAUGGGCUCGAGAGGGUUGCUCGACUUCUAAUUUUGCCAAAGCGAAACUAUCCAAUGAGUACGGUUCGGUCUUCAUUUCGUGAUCGUCAGGAAGGGUACACUGAGAAAGCAGUUGUUAUAAGGUGUGUCAGAGAAACUGAUGUAGCAUUAUCAGAUCAGUCUUCAAUAACAGUUAAGUUAUAUUACCUUCGUAGUGGAAGUGCAAGGCUUGGAUUUUGGGUACAUGGAAGAGAAUACCUGCUUCCUGUUGGUAUAGUUCUGAAGGCACUUUCUGAGACUAAUGAUCGAGAAAUUUAUGAAAAGUUAAUAAGUUGCUAUGACCAGAAACAUGAGAAGGUAAAGGGAGCUGUUGGCUCUCAGCUUGUAGGUGAAAGAGCAAAAAUUAUACUUGAUGAAGUUCGGGACUUGUCUCUUUUCACUCAGGAAGAAUGUCUGCGGCAUAUAGGAAAACAUUUCCAACCUGUCAUGUAUGGGAUGGAGAAAUCAACUUUUUCUAAUGUUGCUCAUGCGGUUCUAAAAGAAUACAUAUUUGUACAUCUUCACAAUUAUGAUGACAAGUACAAUCUACUCAUCUUUAUGUUGCAGAAACUUUUCUCCCUUGUAGACCAGACUUCUGUGCCAGAUAACCCAGAUUCCUUGCAAAAUCAUGAAGUCUUGCUCCCUGGGCACCUCAUUACCAUCUAUCUUAAGGAGAAACUAGAAGAGUGGCUGAAUAAAGCCAGAAAAGUUAUUGUAGAUGAAAUAGAGAAAAACAAAAAAUUUAAUUGCCUGUCAGUACCAGAUCUGAUCAAGGUCAUGCAUAAAAAUCCUUCAACAACAAUCAGUUCAGCUGUGGAGAAUUUGCUGAGAAGUGGAAGACUAAUAACCCAAACUGGGCUAGAUUUACAACAGAGGGCUGGUUUCACAGUUCAAGCAGAGAGGCUCAAUUUUCUACGUUUUUUAUCUUUCUUCCGAGCUGUGCAUCGUGGGGCUUCCUUUGCUGGACUACGCACAACAAGCGUGCGAAAGUUGCUGCCUGAAUCUUGGGGAUUUCUAUGCCCGGUCCAUACGCCUGAUGGUGAGCCGUGUGGGUUGCUGAACCAUAUGACUCGCUCUUGUCGAAUUACUUCAUACUUCAAUUCACAUGGAGGUGUUAAAGAUUUUUUUGCUACAAGGAAGUCAAUUCUUGGUGUUUUGACUACUCUUGGAAUGACUUCUUCAUUGCCAAAGCUUGUUCAGGCUGGGCCUCCUCAAGUUCUUUCUGUUCUUUUAGAUGGCCGUGUUGUUGGAUCUUUACCUUCUAGCGAAGUUGCAAAAGUCGUCGCUCAUCUACGAAAAUUCAAAGUUUCAGCUUCUUCAGUGAUUCCUGAUGAUCUGGAGGUUGGAUAUAUUCCUUUGAGCAUGGGCGGUGCAUUUCCUGGUCUAUAUUUAUCCACAUCGCCUUCCAGAUUUAUGCGCCCGGUUAAAAAUAUCUCCAUCCCUGCUGAGGAUGGUCAAAAUGUUGAACUUAUUGGGCCAUUUGAACAGGUGUUUAUGGAAAUAAGCUGUCCAGAUGGUGGAAGUGGAGGGAGAAGUGAUGCUUUUCCUGCAACUCAUGAAGAAAUUCAUCCAACUGACAUGCUCAGUAUUGUGGCUAAUCUUACACCGUGGUCAGAUCACAAUCAAAGCCCACGGAAUAUGUACCAGUGUCAGAUGGCAAAACAAACCAUGGCCUUCUCUUUGCAAUCUCUUCGUUUCCGUGCAGAUCAGAAGCUAUACCAUCUUCAGACUCCUCAAACUCCCAUUGCGCGCACAAGUACAUAUACCAAGUAUUGUGUGGACGAGUUUCCAACUGGGACAAAUGCAAUAGUUGCAGUGCUUGCAUAUACCGGUUAUGAUAUGGAAGAUGCGAUGAUUCUAAAUAAAUCAGCCGUUGAACGUGGAAUGUUCCAUGGACAAAUAUACCAGACAGAGACAAUUGACUUGUCUGAAGAGGGUAGCAGGUCUGAUCGAGCCCAAAGAAUGUUUAGAAGAAGUAACCUUGACAAGUCGUCGCACUCUGUCCUUGAUUCUGAUGGACUUCCAUAUGUUGGUCAGAUACUGCAUCCAAAUGAACCAUAUUAUAGCAUUUAUAAUGAGAUUACAAAUACAGCAAGAACCUACAAUCUAAAAGGUUCAGACCCUGUUUUUGUUGACUAUGUUGCUGUUGAUACAAAAAACAAAAAGAAUCUUCAGAAGGUGAACAUUCGUUUUCGAAAACCCAGAAACCCUAUUAUUGGUGAUAAAUUUAGCAGUAGACAUGGGCAGAAGGGUGUCUGCUCCCAGUUAUGGCCAGAUAUCGAUAUGCCAUUUUCUGGAAAUACUGGAAUGCGCCCAGAUCUGAUUAUCAAUCCGCAUGCAUUUCCUUCAAGAAUGACAAUUGCCAUGCUUUUAGAAUCCCUUGCUGCUAAGGGAGGUAGUUUGAACGGAAAAUUUGUGGAUGCCACGCCAUUUGCUAGUUCAGUAAGAGAAGAUAAUGGGAAAGAAGCCAAAUCAGAACUUGUAGAUGAUCUUGGUAACAUUCUGAGAUCUCAUGGGUUUAACUAUCAUGGCGUAGAGGUACUAUAUAGCGGUGUAUAUGGAACGGAACUCACAUGUGAAAUAUUUAUCGGGCCUGUUUAUUAUCAGCGUCUUCGCCACAUGGUUUCUGACAAAUUUCAGGUGCGGUCAACAGGAACAAUUGAUCAAAUUACAAGACAACCUAUCAAAGGAAGAAAGCAUGGUGGAGGUAUUCGAUUCGGAGAAAUGGAACGAGAUGCCAUGCUUGCUCACGGUGCAGCAUAUUUGUUACAUGACAGGCUCCAUACGUGUUCUGAUUACCACAUUGCUGAUGUUUGUUCUUUAUGCGGAAGCAUACUCACAACAUCUUUUAUACAAUCACAGAAGAGAGUCGUUCGGGAUAUUGGUGGAUUACCACCGGCUAGGGCUUCCAAAAAGGUAACUUGCCAUGCGUGCCAAACAAGCAAGGGGAUGGAAACAGUUGCCAUGCCUUAUGUGUUUAGAUACUUGGCUGCUGAAUUAGCAGCCAUGAACAUUAAAAUGAAUGUUCAGUUGAGCAGCGGGGCUGGACGAUGAGCCUAUUCCUGCAAAAAAAGACGGUAUUUAUAAUUUUUGAUUCAAUUUUGGUCCAUUACUUCUUGGAUUUCCAAGUUAUAUGGUAGGCUUGAGGAAUUUGAAAAGCUUGUAUUGUAUAUUGAAUAGGGGGAGUGAGGAGAGGGUUUGAUAGGGGAAUUGGUGAAUUUGUACACAAGAGUUCUUGUAUCUACAUUUUGUAACACACUCCUUGUCAAAUUUGACAUGGUUUCUCUAUUGUAGAAGUUUAAGGAGUUAAAAAGUUAAUACUAAAUUAACCUUA